UCUCUGGAGCCCCGAGAACCAAUGAGAAGCCAGGGGGCGUAUCACCUGAGCCCGGUAGAGGGUAGGCCGCGCGGAACCCAGUUACCUUACGGGCUGGAGCCACGGGCGGAAUGUUUCUCUUGCUGGGACCGUCCGGAGUCGGGAAGACGCUGCUGGUGAAGCGCCUGCAGACUAUCCUUUCGCGAGUCUGGGAGUGGGGCGUGCGGGGACGGGGACUUAGGUUUGGGGGGUGGCGGACAAAGUCGAGGGUGUUGCGGGGUCCGACGGCCGUUCCAGUCCUUGACUGCCCCGCACAGCUGAGCUCCCAGGACGGGAAGGGCGACCUGGGCGAGCCGCCCCCGACGUGGCCCACGGUAGGCGACAGCCUUCCGCAACUUGGGUGGAGUCGUGACGCCCUCGGGAAACGAGCGGGACUGGAGAGGGAUCCCGGCUCCAGGCUGGAGGGUUGGUCCGGGCUACCAGCUCUCGGGAGGGUCCCCUGCAAGAUUGCACCCAUGUGGUUUUCCCCCCAGGUGGGCACCAACCUGACGGACAUCGUGGCCCAGAGGAAGGUCACCAUCCGGGAGCUGGGGGGAUGCAUGGGCCCCAUUUGGUCCAGUUACUUUGGGGACUGCCACGCUCUCCUGUUUAUGGUGGAUACCUCGAACCCCACCCAGCUGUCUGUAUCCUGCGCACAACUCUUGGGUCUCCUUUCAGCAGAACAACUGGCAGGAGCAUCUGUCCUGAUACUCUUCAAUAAAAUUGACCUGCCCUGCUACAUGAGCACAGAGGAGAUGAAGUCUUUGCUCAGGCUUCCUGACAUCAUUGCCUGCGCCACACAGAACAUCAGCACAGUAGAAAUCAGCGCCCGGAAAGGCACCGGCUUGCCAGGGGUGCUCCGCUGGCUCCAGGACACCCACAGGAGCCAUGUGUGACCAUAGGAGAGCAGUGCCCGCCUGGAUCCUCCAGGGUGCAAGUGAACAGCUAUACUGUGUCCAGUGGUGCUGGCAGUGGCAGGAUGACCCCUCACCCCCUCCCAGGAGCCCCAGGGUGUGGGUGGCAGACUGCUCUGCUGAGUCUUACUAAAAGAACUGUCCACAGCUGGCUUUUGUUCCUAGGCCUUAGUUUCCUGCUGCCAACAGGGGGUGGUACUAUUGGCACUUAUCUCUGGCUCUAAGAGCUGGUGGGUUUCUGACACAUGGACAGUUUGUCCUUGCUUGCCCUGUCUGCAGUGAAGGUUGUAGGAGAAACAGUGAGUCCCAGUGGGGAAGGCAUUUUUGUAAGUUCACUUGUUCUGUAAACCUUGAUUGCACAGAGCCUGAAGGGUACAGAUUCCCUUGGGCAGCUUCAAGGGAGCUAAGGAGAGGCCCGGCAGUGCACCCCAGUGGGAAGGUCAGGGCUGCCUCUGGGUUGGGUAUGCCUGCCCAGAUGCUCAGUGAAUCACUGUAUUCCACAACUCUUCCUUCCU
Messenger RNA from Erinaceus europaeus (western European hedgehog), 1447 nucleotides. RefSeq names its product ADP ribosylation factor like GTPase 16 (gene ARL16). The record is from RefSeq and is a predicted model, not a curated record. The coding region runs from base 111 to 914 and encodes 267 amino acids. Gene Ontology annotation, molecular function: GTP binding; GTPase activity. Lineage: Eukaryota; Metazoa; Chordata; Mammalia; Eulipotyphla; Erinaceidae. The transcript has 3 exons.